AUGCAAAAUAUUAAACCCUGUCCAACGAAGAAAAGUAAAUUUUCAAAUUUUGUUUAUCAGCCUAACGAAAACUCCAGUAAUGAUUAUAGAACAGGUCCGUUCGUUGAAUGUUUUAGAGCUAAUAUUUGCAAGCAAACUGAAUUAGGAUCUACGCCUUCUAUAAACCUUAGCAAUUCCAAAAAAAUUGAAUAUUUACGAGAGUGUUACACUCAAACGAACAGAAAUAUUUUCCCAGAUCAAAUAAGUCCAGCAAGGUACAGUUUUAGUAACAUAGGUGGCCAGAGAAACUUUUUGCAACAACUUGCAAGAGACAGAAUGAUGCAAAAUCACUGCGAAGGAGACACGAAAGCCGAUUACGAACCGCUAAUGACUCAAGAAGAAUUAGCUUCAUUGCCAUUCGAUCGAACAUUCAACGUGGUCAACUUUCUGAACCAGGAAGAUUGUAAUCAGAAUCACUAUUACGAACCGAAUUUGAACUUCCAAAGUACUCUCACUUACAAAAGCGUUCUUAGAAAAAAAUCUCAGCAAACUGAAACGAUCGACUACGGAAAAGACAGAGGCAUCGAAGCAGAAUUAACUCAGAACAAUUCCAAAGCCAGUCAAUAUAAAGUCACCGAAAACACACAAACCGAACUGAAAGCCAAGAGUUUCUCAUUCAUGUCUCCGACUAUUGCUAGCGAAUGCAAGAACCAAAGUCUUGAUAUCAAGCACAUAGAAAGUCUAAUUGCACCCACGAGAAAGGUAAGAUCGAUGAGCCCGAAAAGAUCAGCCAGUCCAAAAGCGGGGAACAGAAUAUCCCGCCAGAACGCUUCCUCAAUAAGUAGGCAUAAUGAAAGAAGCGAUUCCGCCUUGCUUGGACCAGAAAAUAUUGAAAACGAUGCAAAGCUUGAUAUCUCUCACUCCUGCGCCGGCCUUGGAUCUAGAGGAACAUCUGCGACAUCCACAGAAAACGCUCUGUUACAAGCUGUAAAUAAGCUGCGAGACUCUGAUUGGAACGUAGCGCUGCGAGGUUUGGCAGAAAUCGUAGAGAUCUCCAGGCUUGUCGGCCACGAGCAUAUUCUUCAACACAUGACUGUAAUCAAUCAGAAAUUGAUAGAUCUGAUUAAGAGCCCGCGAUCGCACGUUAGCAGGACUUCUUGUCAGGCCGCUGGGCAUAUUUUUGAAUUCGUGAAGGAUACCAGGCGACCGGAAUUCGAUGAACUGGUGGAUAGUCUUCUUUGUAAAUGCGCUGAUUCUAAUCGGUUCAUCCGCCACGACGCUAAUUUGGCUUUGGACUGUAUGGUUACUCAUAUUCCAACAUUUCAUGCCGUUAGAGCGAUUUGUUCAAAGGGGCCCGAACAUAAGAACCCUUUAGUGAGAGUCGCUGCCGCUAGACUUUUGGUUUGUUCGAUGGUGCUCUCCGGUCCUCAAAAUAUAAUCCACCCUUCUAGCAAUGAGUACACCAAGAGGCGGAUUAUCAUGAAAAUGGCUGGUUUUCUUGAAGAUCGCAGCCCUGAUGUGAGAAAAUACGGAGAGAGGAUCUACAAAAUGCUCUCCAAGGACAAAAUUUUCGACGUAUACCUCAAUCGUUUCCUCGAAAAAGACGUGAUAAUUAAAAUGAAGAAAAUCAUGAAGAACACCACCGAAGUUGUUUAA
Molecule: messenger RNA, 1635 nt
Organism: Psylliodes chrysocephalus
Lineage: Eukaryota; Metazoa; Arthropoda; Insecta; Coleoptera; Chrysomelidae
Source: the annotation of a GenBank genome assembly